Xenopus tropicalis (tropical clawed frog) is the source of this 4706-nucleotide messenger RNA. RefSeq names its product ALG13 UDP-N-acetylglucosaminyltransferase subunit (gene alg13). Gene Ontology annotation, cellular component: endoplasmic reticulum membrane; cytoplasm. Gene Ontology annotation, molecular function: N-acetylglucosaminyldiphosphodolichol N-acetylglucosaminyltransferase activity; cysteine-type deubiquitinase activity. NCBI's taxonomy places the organism in Eukaryota, Metazoa, Chordata, Amphibia, Anura, Pipidae. The record is from RefSeq and is a predicted model, not a curated record. Bases 240 to 2807 code for a protein of 855 amino acids. The transcript has 26 exons.
AAUUUAAUAAUAAACACUCCUCCCGUCAGCAGUAGCUGUGCGUUUGUGUGUUUUUUUCCCAGUAUAAUCCGACAGCCGCUAGUUCCUUGACUGCCUCCCCCACCUCCACAGGUGGUAACUCCCCAGCCGCAGUGACAGGUUAUAUAAGGCGGCUCCGGAGGGCCGCUUUUCCCCAGUAAAGAAUCUGCUGCGUGGAUGUCGAGGUCAGGGGGUAGCCAGUUACCUACACACAGGCCGUCAUGCACAAGGGCUGGAAGAAAUACUUUGGCCAGAAAUCUCUAAAUGAAGUGACCAUGGACGAUUACUUGGCCAGCCUGGGGCUGUACAGAAAACUUACUGCUAAGGACGCGUCGUGCCUAUUCCGAGCUGUGUCUGAGCAGUUGUUCUUCUGCCAGAUUCACCAUCCAGAAAUUCGAAAAAUCUGUGUGUCCUAUAUGAGACAAAAUCAAGAGUUAUUUGAAUCGUAUGUUGAAGGACCAUUUGAAAAGUACCUGGAACGCUUGGAGGACCCUAAGGAAAGUGCUGGACAGCUUGAAAUAACUGCCCUGUCUCUGAUUUUUAAUCAAGAUUUCAUUUUAUAUAAAAGCCCUGGAAAACAACCUACAUAUGCAACAGAUAACAACUGGGAGGGAAAGAUAAUGUUAUGUUGCUCAAGCAAUGGGCAUUAUGACUCUGUAUUUACCAAAGCAUUCCAAGCUAAUGCUGCUAUAUGUCAAGCCGUUCUGUAUGAGUGCCUAUAUAGAGAUGUUUUUGGUGUGGAUGAAAGAGAGCUGCUUGCAGCCGUUGAUCUCUUCCGAAGUGGUACAAAGAAGAAUCGAAAUAGUGCUUCCACUGGUAGUGAAGAUGCCAACUUUGACUGCUCUCCAGAACAAACAUCAAAACAGUCGUCUGAUAACAGGGUUAAAGAUUGGGAAGUUAAAGGUGGUGAUAAUUUCUUGGAUGACAAAUCCAGACAAACCACAGAUGACGUAAAGUCCACAGAAAAUCCUAACAAGAUGCCCUUCCCAUAUAAGGUUUUGAAAGCCCUUGACCCAGAAAUCUACAGAAAUGUAGAAUUUGAUGUCUGGUUAGACAGCAGAAAAGAACUUCAGAAAACGGAUUACAUGGUGUUUGCUGGAAGACACUAUUGCUUAGGUGAUAAGUGUCAGGUACGCUUGGAACCAGGAGGAAGGUAUUACAAUGCUCACAUUCAAGAGGUUGGGCAAGAUAGCAAUGCUGUAACAGUCUUUAUUGAAGAACUAGCUGAGAAACAUCUAGUUCCGCUCAUCAAUUUAAAACCCGUAACUCAGGUAAUCCCUCUGCCUGCAUGGAAUUCAUCCACUAACCGAAAAGGGGGGAAUUACCAGAAAAUGACAGUGGGAUACAAUGGUGAGCUAGAUCUUGACCUUAAAUCUCGCAAAAGGCUGUUUAAGAAAGUACGUGGGAAGGAGACUCAAGGAAACAUGCCAUCUUAUGAUCACUUCCGGCCUCCACAGUCUCCUCACAGACAAGGCAGAAGUUAUGGAAUCCCUAAGGGCUCUCCAAGAUACAUGAACAGGCAUGCAAUAAUAGGGCCAGAAAUCACAUUUUACCACAGUCCAGGAAAAAGAUGCUACCAAAGUCUUGACAGCUACUCCUAUAGAACUCGAUCAUACAGUCGGAGUCGUAGACAAAUGGCAUGUAUAAACAAAGAAUGUCAAUAUGGUUAUGUGCCAGACAGAGAUGAAGAACCAAGAGGCAUGGAUGAGACCAUGGCCUAUUAUGAGAUUGAAGAAGGAGAUGAAACAGCCUAUCCAUCUCUUCCUAAUCAAGGAAGCACACUGGUUCCUGCUACUGGUUUUUGGGUUGCAAGAACCAGUCCUGGGCCAAUUAGUCCAGGGAAGCAAAAUUUGAAUUCAUCAGAGGAAGAAAUUGAUGAGCCAAGUGACAGCGGUGAAUACCAUGAAGAGUUCAUUUAUACUUCAGAUCCUGCAUUUGAAAACUCUUCAUUAUAUAGUGCAACAGAGUCCACACAGAACUUGUCUCUCCAGGAUGAUGGGUCCCACGUUGUGCCUUGCCAGGAUGACAUUGCAUCCUAUAAGUUUUCUGAACAGGUCACAUCUGUUAUCGCUACCUCUUCUUGUGUGAAUGCUGCCCCAGUUACAGUCAUGGCAACUUCUGCUGUGGUCAUCCCAUCCACAUCUACCUCUUCUGUUCUACCACAAACUCCCGUUCAGCCAAUUAUUGUGUCUUCACCUCCUUCAGGACGGCCAGCACCCACUUGUCCUGGAGAGAUGGGAGAUUGCACUGUCCCUCUCCCUCCACCACCACCUCCUUAUUCCUGUGAUCCAAGUGGCAGUGACUUACCUAGAGACACAAAGGUUUUGCAGUAUUACUUUAACUUGGGAUUGCAGUGUUAUCACCAGAGUUUUUGGCACUCCAUGGUGUAUGUCCAACAGAUACCACCUCCAGCACCUGUAGAGACAUUCCAAGGCUUUCCAGAAACUGUUCCUGUAGUUGACCAGUCUGCACCUCCAGUCUACAAUGAGAGCAGACCUAUUGCAGUGGAAACAGGAGGUCCUUUUACAAAUGUGGAUCCAUUGCCUUCUCUUCAUGGCACAGUAUAUUAUCCAUUAGUCACUGAUCCUUAUAACCAGCCUCCCUUACCAGGCUUUGAUUCUUGUGUACCCAUUGUGCCCACUUAUCACUAUGUAGGACCUUGGCAUCCUAUUAGUCCAACAUACAGCGGUUCCCCUCGUCUGCAUAAUGCUGUAAAUGCUGGGCAUAUUCACCAAGUCAGCUACAUAACUCCAACAUCUCCAGCCCAUUUUGUGCCACAGACAAUUUGAGGAGGGUCUUGUGUUUUCUACGGUUUGUGCUAGAUUCUAAAUAGCAACAUUUUGGACAAACUGUUGCUGCAUCCGUGUUUUCGCAAAAGGAUCCAACAAUGAUGGAAUAGAACACUCAUGGUGGUGAGGUGCAGGGAAGGCAAUAUUAGUUUUUACUGUGAAGAAUCAAUACCUGGUUCUUCAUUUUGGUGACUUGGAUUUUCCGUUCAUUUUGUGGAUGUUAAGUGAUGUUAUGCACUUGUGAAAGGCUUUUCUACACUACCUUCUGUAGCUGCUGUCUCCAUAGACUACCUCUGACUGCAUCUACCUCACAACUGGCUGUCAGCAUGUCAAGUGGUUGAUGAUAUUCAUCAUGCCAAUCUGCCAUUUGUUUGCCAUAAUAUUCAUCUGUCUUCACUUAUGGCCUAGUAGUUAGAAGAACAGUAAACUAAAUCUUUAGCCUAAAGGAGGGUGGUGAUCUUCUCUCUUUGCACUUAGUAUUUUAUACCUUUUUGUGUUUUAACUUGAAACAGAAAUCUGUGCCAACCUAUAUCCAAGUCAAAACAAUAUCAUCUAAAUUUAAAUUACUUGACUGUAGCCAUUACACUCUAUUCAUAAAGCUUGACCAGAAAAAGUGAACAUUGCAGUUAUUGUCCAUCUGAUAAGAAUGGUCAGUGUGCAGUCUGCACAAAAACAUUUAUUCCAAAAUGUUGGCACAGUUUCCUUAAUCUUAUACAUGUUUGUUCUAUCUGCCGUAUUUAUUUUCCAAUAAACAGUCAACUUUCCUUGUUUAACUGACAGUAAAUUAUGUGAGCAUAACUUAUUCUGUGCAGGUAACGUUCCCUCUUGGUUUCAUUUAUUAGAUUGAAUAGGAGCUGCCAUGCUGUGUGCCCCAGCAAGGGAAAGGGUUAACUCUUCUGACCCCUCUGUUGCCACUGCCAAAUGUUUGAAUACCUGUCAUUUGUAGAAAGCAAAAUGGCAACCACUACUCGUUUAUAAAUAAAACACAAAGGGGAAAAAUGUUUUUUGUACAUGAAUGUCCUUUAGAUACUGUGCUUUAAAUACUGUAUGGCCAGAUUAAUACUACUUACAAGGUAUUUUUUUCCCCCGUCAAAGACCUUUGACAGGUCAAGGGUCACAUACUAUGCAAGUAAACUAUUUUUUGUCAUUUGCAUUGAUUGGUCAUAAGCUACUGUCACUUCCAAGAAGGUUCUUUAGAUACUGCCUUGUUUCGAAUGUGCUUGUAAUCCACCAACAGCCCAUGUUUUCUGGGUACGCUCCCAAUAGCACCGGGGAAUCAUUCAGCAGGUGGGUCAUUUUUUUAUUUCUCUGUGCUGCUAGUUGCAUCCAACAGUUCUGCUGUAAAGGCAUCUGGAGAUUUUGCAGUGCCGAGGCAUCAUGAUAGAUAUAAUUCUUUGGUCUGACAUACGUUGGAUCAGUUCAUGGUCAAUUUUAAAAAAUUUUUUCAUCCCCUAGCUUAAAUAUGCAAAUAACAUAUUUGGUAAUAUGAGAAAUACUUUGGCCAGUCUACUUUAACUGCAACUUUGUGACUUUCAAGCAGGGCUUGAAAUUUUUUCCAUAGAGUUGUGCCAUAGAAGCCAUCUUUUUACUUGACAAUUCAUAGCCAUAGCUAGAACACCACAUUCUUCAGAAAAAAACAAUAAAAAAGGGAACAAGAGAGCAAUACCAUAUUACAUUACAUCUUAUCUGCUUCAGACUGGGCAACUUUCCCACUUUAAUUUGUCUUAAGUUGUUUUGUGAGAAGUGUUUACAUGUACUAUUAUUUAUGUUCUUGUACAGUCAUUCCUUUGUUGUACUCAGCUCUUUCAUUUAGAAAUAUGUAAGCCAUUUUUUGCACAAUAGGUGAUUUGAACUGGUGUUUACUUUUUCACUGGCACAUAAUAAAAGAAAAAGCAUAAA